Sphaerodactylus townsendi is the source of this 2347-nucleotide messenger RNA. RefSeq names its product RAD17 checkpoint clamp loader component (gene RAD17). The transcript has 12 exons. The record is from RefSeq and is a predicted model, not a curated record. Gene Ontology annotation, molecular function: chromatin binding. Lineage: Eukaryota; Metazoa; Chordata; Lepidosauria; Squamata; Sphaerodactylidae. The coding region runs from base 521 to 1804 and encodes 427 amino acids. Gene Ontology annotation, biological process: DNA repair; mitotic DNA replication checkpoint signaling; DNA damage checkpoint signaling.
CAAAAACCGAAAAACACUAAAAAUGUUUUUAAAACCCACAAACGGGUGGGCGGAGCUUCGGACAUGAAUGGGGGGGGUUUCAAACCCGAGAAACGCCCCCCCCUUGCCUACGUGCUUGACUCAGACAACAGGGCUCAAUUAUUAAGCAAUUUAAAAGUAUUAAAUUAUUAUGUUUUGUCAUUUCUUGCUUUUAAGUGCCAAAGAAGGUUUGCCUCAAUUGUAAACUUCCAUUAACAGUUGGAUACAAGAUGCAAAGAUGAAAGUAGCAGCACAGAAAAAAACUAACCUGUUUUAAUCAGAUUUUCAGGUACUUCCCUAUCAAAGCCAAACAGUUCUCUUUCAAGAGUUUCUGCUAAGAGCAAGCAAAUAUACUAAGCUUGAGCUAGUUGGUGACGUGAAAACUGACAAAAGACUUAUUCUUGUAGAAGAUGUGCCGAAUCAUUUUUAUCGUGAUCCUAGCAGUUUACAUGAAAUUCUGAGGACCUUUGUGCAGACAGGCAGAUGUCCUCUUGUGUUUAUAAUGUCUGAUGGUGCAAGCACAACCAGCAGCCAAAGGUUUCUGUUUCCAAAAGAGAUUCACAAAGAAUUGCAUAUAACUAAUAUUAGUUUUAACCCAGUGGCCCCAACAAUCAUGCUGAAAGUUCUCAACCGAAUAACUACGAUAGAGGCAAGUAAGAAUGGAGAAAAGUUUGAUGUUCCAGACAAAUCCUCAAUGGAACUGAUUUGCAAAGGAUGUUCAGGAGAUAUUAGAAAUGCAAUACACAGUCUUCAGUUUUCUUCUUUGAAAGAGUCCUCAUUGGAGAACAACUUAUGGUCACAGAGAAAAGGGAGUUCUACAUUAAAAUGUGAUUUAUUGUCUAAAGUGAAAAAGAAAUGUGCUAACUCUUUAAAAGGCCAGGAGAUACAAGCUGUCGGUGGCAAAGAUGCAUCCAUCUUCCUUUUCCAUGCUUUGGGAAAAAUACUUUACUGCAAAAGGGAGCAAAUAAUGGAGUCGGGCUUUCCUUUCCUACCAGUUCAUUUAUCAAAACACGAGCGAAGCCCUUUGCUUGUUCAACCUGAGGAUGUCAUAGAAAAAUCACACAUGCCUGGGGACUUAUUUAAUUUAUACCUUCAUCAAAACUAUGUAGACUUUUUCUCUGAUAUGGAGGAUCUUGUGAGAGCUAGUGAAUAUCUGAGUACUGCUGACUUGCUUUGCAGUAACUGGGAUGCACGACCUAUACUCCAGGAGUACGGUACAUCUGUGGUCACAAGAGGCAUUAUGCAUUCAAACAGAUCUAGAGCUUUUGCCCACAACAAAGGAGGGAUGGGCUUUCGACCCCUUCAUAAACCACAGUGGUUCCUAAUUAAUAAGAAGUAUCAUGAAAACUGCAUUGCUGCAAAAUCCCUCUUCUCAAGUUUCUGCUUACCACCAUUGUGCCUUCAGACCCAGCUAUUACCUUAUCUUGCCCUUCUGACAAAUCCAAUGAGAAACCAAGCUCAGAUUACUUUUAUUCAAGAUGUUGGAAGGCUUCCUUUAAAGAAAUACUUUGAAAGGCUAAAGCUUGAAAUUCUUACUGAUAAAGAUUCUGCCAUUCAAGUCUUGGACAGUGAUGAUGAAAGUGAUUUUGCUGGGAUGCAGUCCAGAAAUACAAUGAUCCAACUGGAAAAAGACAAUAUUAGUGAAAGGAAUGGGAAAGAUGAAUGUCUUCCUUCUGCCAGUCAGGGUCUUGGAAGUGAACUGUCAUGCAGCCAACCUCAGCCUGUGACAGUACAAGCCAUCAUGGAGGACGAUGAGCUAAACAUAGAGGAAUAUGAUAGUGACUGAACAAUGCAAAAUGGCAACACCAAUACUAUUAUAACUUUAGCUGAAUAUUUUAUAAGAAUUCUCAUCUACAAAAAGUCUGUGAAAACUCUUGAAAAGUUAAUAUUACUUUAGCAAGCCAUUACUGCUUUGCUAUGAUUUCCUAUUUAUUCUUCAUAUAGUCACACUAUGGCAUCUAUCGGGUUGUUGCACUUCUGUGAUUUUAUUUGAGUCAAUUAUGGAAAGCCCUAACUAUGUUAAAUUUAGUUCAAGAAAUAAGUUUGGCACUGGAUUUCUGUCCAGCAGGUAUUUGGGAAAUAUUGUCAAUAGUUCUGUUACGAUUUCAUAUAACCCUUAUGUGAAGUAACAAAUAAUUUAAUUUCUGGAUUGUGUAUUAUUUAAGAUGUAAAUAGACACCUAUGUGUUCAAUUUGUUAAUAAAUAGUACUGUAUGCAUUUACAGUUGUUUAUAAACAAAAACAUGUACAGCAUUUUACAUAAUUAGUCUUUUUUAAUGUUUUGCUAAUUUAUCCAGAAGAAUUAAAGUACCGUAAGUCUUUGAAUGGUA